Molecule: messenger RNA, 2127 nt
Organism: Gracilinanus agilis (Agile Gracile Mouse Opossum)
Lineage: Eukaryota; Metazoa; Chordata; Mammalia; Didelphimorphia; Didelphidae
Gene: ARF5
Product: ADP ribosylation factor 5
Exons: 6
Coding region: 1163-1705 (180 amino acids)
Biological process (GO): vesicle-mediated transport; intracellular protein transport
Cellular component (GO): plasma membrane; cytoplasm
Molecular function (GO): GTP binding; GTPase activity
Source: RefSeq, a predicted model, not a curated record
UUAAAAAAAAUAUAAAAAAAAAUAAAAAAAAAAAAAAGAGAACUAGAUGAUUUCUUAUAAGCCUUCCAACUCAAAAGUCCUUUUGCUUAGGGUGUAUUUUUAUGAGAUGAAAGGAAGCAGCACAUCUGGGAAUUGCAUCUGGACUUGAAUAUGUUCUUUUCCCCUAGAUUAUGAUCUAAAACCUAUCUUGUGCUUUCCCUUUAUCCUGGCAGUCAAUUUAAUGCAAGCAUUAAAUUACUAUGUGCCUAGCCUCAGGUAUACAAAGUGCAAGAUGAAAUUUCUUUUUUAAAUAAUCACAUACUUACAUGGUGGGAAAAAGGGGAGAAAUUACAUGUGGACAUUAGGAGACAUUAGGGUUCCCAGAAUAAAUCCACCUCCUUGAAAGCAGGGACUAUCUGGCUUGUAUUCAUAUUCCUAGCACUUAGCCCAGUUCGUGGAACAUUUUAAAGCACUUAGCACAUGCUUCACCUAUCUUUUAUCUUUAGUGGUUAUUGUAUGACAGUUGUGAUACCUGAAAAUAACGACUGUGUCCAUAAAUUCAUUCCUUACUUUGCAGUGGCACUGGGAAAGAAUGGAAGCAAGAGUUUGUUAAAGAGUGGGCUACACUGAAUCUUGGGGUGCUCUAGCAGGCAUGAGGAAGAGAAGUCAUUCAGCUGUUGCAGUAGAUCUUGGCUCUGGGACAAUAUUCUUGAGAUGCUGAGAGAAUUUGGUAGUCACCCCCAACUUCUUCCUCUCACUUGCCACAAACACAAAAAUAUAGCGUCCCAGAUAGCCUAGGCCUGAACGCCCCAGGUUUCUUCCGGAGCCUUCCUUCCGCGUUUCACUUUCUCCUGAUGGAAAGAAGUGAUCUGGAGUCAGAAGACCAGGGUUCGAACCCCGUCUGUGCUAGUUACUAAACUGGUAACUUCCAGCAAGUCACUUCCCCUCCAGGCCUCAGUUUCCUCAUCAGUAAAAAGAGGAGCUUGGCUUCUAAGCUCUUUAAGGUGCGCGGAACAGGGGCGUGUCCAGGCCGGGGGCGGAGCUCUUUGGUGACGUCACGCUGCUCCUGUAAGCGCGGAGGCGGCUCCGGUUCCUGCUGCCGCCGUUCUUCUUCCCCCCCAGCAACCUGCCGGUUCCCGGCUCCCGGCUCCCCGUUCCCCGCUCCUCCCUCCCCGGCCCAGCCAUGGGCCUCACGGUGUCCGCGCUCUUCUCGCGGAUCUUCGGGAAGAAGCAGAUGCGGAUCCUCAUGGUCGGCUUGGAUGCCGCAGGCAAGACCACAAUCCUCUACAAACUGAAGCUGGGCGAGAUUGUCACCACCAUCCCCACCAUAGGCUUCAACGUGGAAACAGUGGAAUAUAAGAACAUUUGUUUCACCGUCUGGGAUGUAGGAGGCCAGGACAAGAUUCGGCCUCUCUGGAGACACUACUUCCAAAAUACUCAGGGUCUUAUCUUCGUAGUGGACAGCAAUGAUAGAGAAAGAGUCCAAGAAUCUGCUGAUGAGCUUCAGAAGAUGCUCCAAGAGGAUGAGCUUCGAGAGGCUGUGUUGCUGGUAUUUGCAAAUAAGCAGGACAUGCCCAAUGCCAUGCCUGUGAGUGAGCUGACUGACAAGUUGGGUUUGCAGAGCUUGAGAAGCCGGACAUGGUACGUCCAAGCAACCUGUGCCACACAGGGUACAGGGCUGUAUGAUGGACUAGACUGGCUGUCCCAUGAGCUGUCAAAGCGCUAGCUACCCCUAAUGGAAAAGGGCAAGACCCCUACUGGAAGAAAAUUGCCAGGUCAUGUCUCUUGGACAAUUGGACUCUUGAGGACUCCUGAGGCAGCAUUCCCCUCUCCUACCCACCUCCCCCUUCUUACACACACACUCACACUCACGCUCAUAUACACUCUUACAGCUGUUCUUGCCUGCAUGUUCUCUCUUACCAGGACCAGAAAGACUAGCCCUCUGGGUCCUGGGGGAGGGACGGGAGAAGGGGUUUAUCUUCUGCAUCCGUAGGAACUAUGGAAGCAGCUGCAAGAACCAAGGCCUUCCAGAAAAGAAAAUGGGUUGACAUUUGAUUUCAUUCUUUUGGGUGCCCUUCUUUGGGGUAAGUGGGGAGGGGGACCAGACUGGUGCUGUGAUUCAGUGCUGGAUAUUGAAUAAUAAAUUUG